Molecule: messenger RNA, 3243 nt
Organism: Schistosoma rodhaini
Lineage: Eukaryota; Metazoa; Platyhelminthes; Trematoda; Strigeidida; Schistosomatidae
Source: the annotation of a GenBank genome assembly
AUGAAAGUGUCUAAUUUAACCAAUACAUACCUUAGAUUUGAUGUAAAAUUUAUUUUACAAUGUUUAGUUCCUUCUAUUAGUAUAGAAUCAUUAAAACGAAAUCACUCAAUACAUAGUUUAACAACAUCUCAUAAACCCUAUAAUGAAACAACAUUGAAAACGUCUGAUAAUCAAUUAAUUAUACCGAAUUCAAUUGGUAUACCACAUAUUAUUGGUAAUGGAUUGACAACAAAUAAUGAUGUUAUAAUACAAUCAUCAAUGAAAUCAGAUUUACGUCAAAUAAGAUUUCCAUCAGUUGAUAGAAUUCCAAAUUCAAGUACUAAACGGACUUCAAGAAUUUCAACGUCUACAUUUUCAAGUAAUCGAAGUACAAUAAGUAGUAAUGCACGAUUCGAUAUUGAUGAGAUGAUUUUUACUCUUCAUGAAAAGGCGAUUCAUAAUUAUCGUGAAUUACGUUAUAAUUUUAUUAUAAAUGAUCCAAUGGGUAUAGGUAAUUUACGAAGAGAAGCCCUUGCUCGAGUCUUGACACGUUUAUUAUUUUAUCCUGUUAAACAAAAACAUAUAACUCAAUUACUUAGUCAACUUGGUUUCCCUAAAAAUAAACAGAUAAUUAAUUUCACAGAAUUUUAUACAGCAUUAUGUCCUAGAAACAAUAAUAAUACUAAUAGUCAUUAUCAUGAAUACAACUCAACUUCAAUUAAUAAAACCGAUGAUUUCUAUCAUAGUAGUAAUAAUAAUAAUAAUCACAGUAACUUCUCAAACAAUGAUAAGCAACCAGUUCCUAUGAAACAAACAAUAACACAAAUUGAAAAUAAUAAUAAUACGUUAGUACCAGUUAAUCAAGCUGAUAAAUCAAUGAAUCACCAUGUUAAUAAUGCCAACAAACAGAAUUGGUCAUUUCUUACUGAAUUACCACAAGAUGUUUCAAGAAAGUCAAAUUUUUUAUUAGCACAUCAAGUGAUGAGUAUACUUAGGCAACGUUUAUUAAAAGGUACACUUCAAUUAGAUAAUUUGUUCAAUUUAAACAAUUACGAUGAACAGAAUCAAUUAAUUCAACGUAAUGAAUUAUUUAAUCAACUUAAACGACUUGGAUUAUAUUUAUCGAAUAGCGAAUUUUUAAAAUUUUGGAAAAGAUUAAGUCCGAAAAAUGAACCAAACCUACCAAUUGAAUGCUUUCUAAACCAUAUGAAUUUACGAAAUAAUAAUGGUAUUAGUACUGAUCAUAACAAUAAUGAGCUACAGUCUAACGAAACACUUUUAGCUAUCACCGACAACACCGUGAAAUCAUCAUCAUCAGCAGCAGCAGCAAAUAAACAAACAAUCUCUUCAGUAAAUAAAAUUAUUCCUAACUUGAUUAAACUAUUUAAUAAAGGUUAUCAUAAUGUAUGUAAAGCUAUUGAACAUUGUACAAAACAAUAUAUUCAUAAACAUGAAGCCAAUUCAACGUCGUUAAACAAUAAUGAUCUACUUAAUCUACCUAAUGGUUAUACAAAUUCGGAUAUAUUUUUAGAAACAUUAAAAUAUUUAAAAUUAACAUUAUUAAAAAAAAUACAAAUUGGAGCAUUUUUUACACGUUAUGGAUUAACAAUAACAAGCAAAGGAUUAUUACCAUAUGCUGAAUUAUUACGACGUUUUCAAGAUCGUACUGAAGCUGGUGUAUUACAUCAAAUGUUAACAUAUUCAUUAAUUCAUAGAAAAGGAUCUUUUGAUGAACAAAAUGAAAAUAUCAUAAAACUUGAAUAUGAAUUAAUAAGAAAAUUUCAUCGAAAUUUUUUAACUUUACUCAAUACAUUUCGGAAUUUCGAUUUGCAACGUUCCGGUACUGUUAGCCCAGAAAAUUUUCGAAUUAUUCUAUUCAAUCAUUAUGGUUAUGAAUUUACAAAAGAGAGUUUCAAUGAAUUUUUAAAUUUGUUACCAUUAGAUAUGAAUGGAAAUGUGAAAUAUGCAGAAUUUAUGCGGCAAUUUAAUUUAAAAAGUGAAACGUGUGAACCAUUAUUAGAACAAGGAUACAAUGAUCAAUGUCAAUUUGACAACUCUAACCUAUCAUCUACUAUCACAUCAAACAAUACAAACAAUAACAAACAACAAUCAUUAAUUGAACAAACUGAAUAUAAACCAACUAAUGAAGCUCAAGAGUUAUCCGUUAAUCCUAUACCUCCUAAACAACGUACGUUGAAAGAAUUAGAACAAAUUAUUCGUGAAGCGCUAAAAUCAAAUAUUCAUGAAAUUGAAAAUAAAUUUUAUGAAUUAGAUCAAUAUAAUUCAGGUCGAUUAACCCAAGAACAAUUAUAUCAAUUACUUAAAGUUUCCAAUAUUCGACCAGAAAUAACGCGUGGUGAAAUAAGAAGAUUAUGGCCAGAAUUUUUUGUUGAUCAAAAACAUUGCUUAUCAUUUCAUGAAUUUAUGCGACAUUUUCUUUACCGAAAAUCAGAAGCUGCAUAUCCAAAUGCUAAAUUUGUACCUCCGCGUCUAGGUGAUGCUGAUUUAAUGCCAUGUUCAAAUAAACUGAAUGGUGUCACUUGUUUGAUAAAGGAUUCAUUACGUGCAAAAAUAGAUUUUAUGUUUGAUCGUUUAUAUAAAGAGUUUAUUGAAAUGGAUCCUAAAGGAACUGGAUUUAUAACACCUAAACAAUUGAAUGAUAUAUUAAUAGAAUUAUGUUUACAAGUAUCUGACAGAGAAAUAGAUGAUUUAAUUGAAAAGUUUGAUAUACAUAAAGAUGGAAAGAUAUCAUAUCUUGCGUUAUUACAACCUUUCAUAAGAAAUCGUUUGCUUAAAUCAGACUUAAUACAUAAUAAACCGGUUAUACAUAACUUAGCAAACAAGAUACUUGGUGUACAAGAAGUGAACAAAUUCAAAUCAUCUUUACUACCAAUAUUAAAUGAAGUUCGACCAAAAGUACCAAUUUCUCAAUUAAAUUGGAAUAAAAUGCUUAGAUCAAUGCAAAAAGCUGAUAAAACAAAUUGUGGUCGUUUAGAUGCUCCAAUAUUUAGAGAAUUAUAUCAAUAUGGUACUGGUGUACAUUUAACAGAUGAACAAGUUUAUCAAUUAUUAACAACACUUGAUCCUAAUAUAUCUGGUACUUUACCAUAUAAACGUUUAAUUGAAGAUACACAAUCUAUAAUUAAUCAUUAUGAAAGUAAAUAUUCAUGUAAGUUACAGAAAAUAGAAGAGAAUUGCUCAAAUAUGAAUGAACAUAAUGAUAAACAAAUAGAUAAUCAAGGAGAUCAUUUGAAUAUGAAUUAA